GAGCGAGGGGGGAGGGGCGAGGCACGCGCUCCGGAGGCCGGGUGGCCCAGGGGCGGCCCCCGAACGCCCCUCGUAUUCCCUGCUGGAAGUGGCCGCGGCGGGCGGCAGAGGGCCGGAGGGUCGCGCCGCGGACCCCCCCAUCUCGACAGCGGGAGGGUGUGUCAGCCCGGCCCCCCCCCCCCCGCCCGCCUCGUACCAGAGGGUGGAGGGGGGGGGUGUUGCAAGAAGCGGCGGCGGCGGCGGCGGCAAGAGGAGGAAGUGGCCACGGAGGCGGCGGCUGAGAAUAGCGGGCUUCCAGCGGCGGCCCGGAGGAGAGGGAGUGUUCUUUUUUUUCUGAAUCUCGGUUCUUCUUUUGUGAGCGGAGAUCGCGGCUGCGUGAACCUUGGGGACUCGCUCUCGUCGAUAGCGACUGCGUGAAUCUUGGGGAUACAGGCUCGCCCGCUUCGGUACCCACCUCCUCUGCAGCACCCCCAUCGAAAGACGAAGAUGCAGACCUUUUUGAAGGGGAAAAGAGUUGGUUACUGGCUGAGUGAGAAGAAGAUCAAGAAGCUCAAUUUCCAGGCCUUUGCCGACCUGUGCAGGAAAAGGGGCAUAGAAGUCGUGCAGCUCAACCUUAGCAGACCAAUUGAGGAGCAGGGCCCACUGGAUGUGAUCAUACACAAACUGACUGAUGUCAUCCUGGAAGCUGAUCAGAAUGAUAGCCAAUCCUUGGAGUUGGUUCACAGAUUCCAGGAAUAUAUUGAUGCUCAUCCGGAGACCAUUAUCUUGGACCCCCUCCCUGCCAUUAGGACCCUUCUAGAUCGAUCCAAGUCUUAUGAACUUAUUCGAAAGAUUGAAGCCUACAUGAAAGAUGAAAGGAUCUGUUCCCCACCCUUCAUGGAGCUCACUAGCUUAUGUGGAGAAGAUACCAUGCAGCUUCUGGAGAAGAAUGGACUGGCUUUCCCAUUCAUUUGCAAAACCAGAGUGGCCCAUGGAACCAACUCUCAUGAGAUGGCCAUCAUCUUCAACCAGGAAGGCCUCAGUGCCAUCAAGCCCCCUUGUGUGAUUCAGAACUUCAUCAAUCACAAUGCUGUCCUGUACAAGGUGUUUGUGGUGGGCGAGUCCUACACUGUGGUACAGAGACCUUCUUUGAAGAACUUUUCUGCGGGAAUGUCAGACAGAGAAUCAAUAUUCUUUAACAGCCACAAUGUGUCAAAACCAGAGUCCUCAUCCGUCCUGACAGCACUGGACAAAAUAGAAGGUGUGUUUGAGAAGCCCUCGGAUGAGGUCAUCAGGGAGAUUUCCAAGGCUCUUCGGCAAGCACUUGGUGUAUCACUGUUUGGGAUCGACAUCAUUAUCAACAACCAGACUGGACAGCAUGCAGUCAUUGAUGUCAAUGCAUUCCCAGGCUAUGAGGGUGUGACUGAGUUCUUCACUGAUCUCUUGAACCACAUAGCUACAGUCCUGCAAGGCCAGAACCUGGAGGCAACCCCACUCACCCACAACAAGAUCCUGGCUGACCCGUCUGGUGGUCUAGCAGGCGAGCGGACACGUGGCACCAGUACAGGCUGCUGCAGCAGCAUGAUGGGCAAAGACUCCUCCUGGAUUGUGGAGAAUGAGACCAACAGCUCGGUGAAGCUGCAGCACCAGAGACUAGGGUGCAACACUUCUGUGUCCCCCAGCUUCCAACAGCACUGUGUGGCAACGUUGGCCACCAAAGCAUCCUCCCAAUAACUGGUGGCACCAUGGACCAGGGCACAAGCAAAGGGCCCACCUAGAAUCACGAUAAUGAGUCAAGCAGCUUAGAAGAGUUCCACCUACUACUACAAAUUUCCAUUGAUUAUUUUUUUAACCUGAUUUCCUGAUGCAGUGAUCUAAAAGGGAGGGGGGGGGGGAGAACCCACAGUGAUCAGAGCGGGAGAAAAUGGGAUGUUUCACCCACUUCCAUUUGCAAAUUUUUUAACACGUUUACACACACUUGUGUUAUCAACACUAGACCUUAAUGUGUGGGAUGAUUGUUUUUGUUUUGGUGAUUUAUUUUGUGUGUAUGUGUGUCUGUUUCUGUGUGUGUGUGUGUGUGUGUGUGUGUGUGUGUGUGUGUGUGUGUAAAAGUAUAUGCAGUUAUUCCCUCUUUAUAAACUAUAAUUGACCACCGUGGGCCAACCUGUGAGACCUUUAACGAGUUACUUCAUCUGUCUAGGCUUUAGAUUCCUCAUCUAUAAAUUAAUGGUAUUAGGCUCAGUCUCUAAGGUCUUUUCAGCCCAUAUGAGUGUAUGUCUUAAGUGCAGACCUCCUGGAAUGAGAGGCCAAGGUUGGCAUCGUAUGUGAAUGUCAUAAUUUAAAGAGAGGUUUCAAUUAUUAGAGAUGGUUUCAUCUUCUCUUUAUAUUUCCCACCUGCACUUUUAGUGGUAGUCCCCACUUCCUCCUUUGAGGCCAGUCCCCCUUUUGCUUAUUAUACAAUCUCAGUAGGAAAAUGAUUAGUACAGUGUGCCCCAAAGCCACCUCUGCCCAGAAAGAUGAGCAUAUGGCAUUUGCCCUCUCUGCCCUGCCCUAACUCAGAGAGAGAUGACCUAGAAUGACCUUCGGAGGUUCUAUGGUGUGUGUGUUUCUGUAGGAGGUAUGCCUCUGAGUACACCAUUUCAGGAACGGGGAGACAUAAGCAAUCUUCCAAGCUCUACUUUGGAAUGGUUUAUAGACUGGUUGAUUCUAGUGCCAAGUGAAAGCCUCUGGCUGCCCUCUGCACACCCAGCCAGACCCAUCACUCAACAGUGGCCCAGCUCUUCCACUAACUUUUUGUAUGAUCUUUUCAAAGUCAUCUUCCUUUUCUGCACUCUUUGGCCAAGGAUGAUCUCUUUUAAGAGUCACUCUAGCCAUGAAAUGUUAGGAUUCUACGAAGCAUUCUUAGAUCUUGAAUAAGUGGGGGGAGAUGAAGGAUCUCCUGAGCUGAGCAUAUUCGAGGACUUCUAGGUUUGAUUUUUUUCCCAUAGACCCUGAAAACAAGGCUGAAAACAUUGUCAGGGUCAUCAAUCUUAAUGGUACACAUCAUAAACCAGAGCAUGGUGUGGCUAAUGUUGACCCCUUGAAAGCUUUUUGGCAGAAUCCAUGAAUUCUACCUUGUAGCCUACAGCAUUUCAAUCCAAUAUCUGCCAUACUUUGUUCUUGCAACUCCCAAAUACUAAGUUGACUGUCAGAGAUUUGAUUGUCAAGAAGGAAUUGAUUGUGUCCCCCUGUCUCCUCUGUACAAGGUCUAGGAACAGCCCAAAAGAAUACUCUCUCUUUGACAGGCAGCCAAACUAAGAUCACACUGUAAAUCACUGUUUCACAGUUCAAACUAUACUGAAAACAAGCAAAAUUCUUGAAUUCUCUUUUGUAAUCAGCUCUCAUUCCCCCUGAUCUCUUCAACCUUGGAACUUUGUCCAGGCCAAGUAGGCAGAGCAAAGGGCUAGAGUGGUUGGUAGAAGAUGAGGGACACAAGGAAGAAGAAGAAUCCUUUUUCUAGCUUAUAAGUUAUUAAAAAAAAAAAUAAGAACCUUGAGUGUUAAAAGUUUUGUGGACCAUUACACAUGUAUUUU
This is a messenger RNA of Sarcophilus harrisii (Tasmanian devil), 3551 nucleotides long. RefSeq names its product inositol-tetrakisphosphate 1-kinase (gene ITPK1). The transcript is spliced from 11 exons. Gene Ontology annotation, molecular function: inositol-3,4,5,6-tetrakisphosphate 1-kinase activity; inositol-1,3,4-trisphosphate 6-kinase activity; magnesium ion binding. NCBI's taxonomy places the organism in Eukaryota, Metazoa, Chordata, Mammalia, Dasyuromorphia, Dasyuridae. The record is from RefSeq and is a predicted model, not a curated record. Gene Ontology annotation, cellular component: cytoplasm. Bases 487 to 1713 code for a protein of 408 amino acids. Gene Ontology annotation, biological process: inositol trisphosphate metabolic process.